Molecule: messenger RNA, 1376 nt
Organism: Spodoptera frugiperda (fall armyworm)
Lineage: Eukaryota; Metazoa; Arthropoda; Insecta; Lepidoptera; Noctuidae
Exons: 2
Coding region: 282-1376 (364 amino acids)
Source: RefSeq, a predicted model, not a curated record
UGUAAAUAAGCUCUCUGGUUCGUUAUUUAAAAUUACCGCGCUUUCUUUGAUAUAUUGUCUGUGGUUAAAGAAAACUGAGAAGAUGUCUGAACUGUAAUAUAAAGAGAAAAGACUAUUGAUUUAUUUAGUGGAUUUAUUUAAGAAAGUUUAAAUAGUUUAUAAAAACUGAUUGUUAGGAGCAAUAGCAUUUAAUGUUGUUUCUCUUUUCACAGAGCAACAACUUGGGCUUUUGUUUCAACUAACUUAUUACAAAACAACAUUAAUUAUAGCUGUUGUCAACAAUGGAGAAGUUGAAAUUCGAAUUUGUUGUCAAACCGAGUGACGACCCGAAAACAAACAUAAUAUGCUUAACAUCAAUUAUGGAUGCCAAUAAAAGUACUUACUUAAUUCCGGAGCAAUUACAACCGGUGAAACUACACGAUGUCUUAAUAAAGUCUCAAAUUUUCCAAAAAGUAAAAACUACAUUGCAAAAAAGACAUGAAAAACGACAAGUAUGGAUUUCUAUUACACCGGAGUUACAUGAUAUCUACAUAGAUGGUGAUGGAAAUAUGCAAUUUAAAGGUUAUUUACUGGAAGAAGUUACAUCAAUUGCACAAGACCAGACUUCUACGGAAACGCCAAUAGAAGCUCUUUCAAAAAUUUUGGAAAAUUUUGCUGAAUCAAGAAAGGAGCCUAGACAGUUUAAUUUGAAAAAAGUAUCUGAAAUGUUUGUUAUUGAUAAGUUUACACAAAAAACGUCAAAUGUCACACAGUGGAUGGUUAUCUUCGAAACAGAAUGUACUCGUUUAGGUAUAACUGAUGAUAUUUACAAAAUUCAAGUUUUAAGGUUAUUUUUAGAUGAUUCUUGUCAGGAUUGGUAUAGCUCUAUGCUUAUAAAGCAUACAAUGAAUUCUGAAUGGAGUAUUUGGAAAAAUAAUUUUUGCGAAACAUAUAUGAACAAAGGUUGGACACCGGUAAGGUAUGCUAUUUUAUUUAAGUAUAGGCAAGGCUCGUUAAUAGAAUAUGCAUUAAAAAAAGAGAGACUUUUAUUAGAGACUAACAAGUUUAUAGAUAAAACUACUUUAAUAGAUUUAAUUGUAACGGGUUUACCUAAUUUUAUCGCCGAUGAAAUUGAUAGAAAUAACUUAAAGGAAACAGAACAUUUAUUCAAUAGUAUUCGUGGGUUAGAACAUUUGAAUAAAAAGUUUGUAGGAAAAAGGAAGUAUAUUCAGAAAAUAGCAUUAAAGAAAAGACUUUCAAGGAAAAACCAUGCAAAAUUUGUGAAAAAGAAAAGAAAGGAAUUCGGUAUCAUUCAGAAUCCGUUUGUUGGUUUAAAAAUAAGGGAGGUGAUCGGUAUAAAAAAGAGUCAAUUAAAAGUAUUAAUAAUUCUGAAUUAG